Hyalella azteca is the source of this 2149-nucleotide messenger RNA. RefSeq names its product protein mono-ADP-ribosyltransferase PARP3. NCBI's taxonomy places the organism in Eukaryota, Metazoa, Arthropoda, Malacostraca, Amphipoda, Hyalellidae. The transcript is spliced from 6 exons. The record is from RefSeq and is a predicted model, not a curated record. Gene Ontology annotation, molecular function: NAD+ poly-ADP-ribosyltransferase activity. The coding region runs from base 79 to 690 and encodes 203 amino acids.
CCCUAAGAGUAGACCGGAUAAGAAGCAAGCUCUUUCGCUUCUUAUCUUGCUUUUCCGCUCGAUGCUUUUCCGCUGAAGAUGCAUCUAGUUGUGAAGACCGACUUAAAAUCCAGUCCUUCAGUAGUUUUGGUCAUAAUCAGGCUCGGCAUGGGAGACGCUGCCGCUGCGUAUGAAGGAGAAAUAUAUGGAGGUUGCUCCUGCACACUCGCCCAGGCAGACGUCGAGAAAAACACGAAUAAAUUUUUCAUGCUUCGACUUGUCAAGCACAAGAAAAAAUAUCGAGUGCUUUCUCGAUCGGGACGAGUGGGGGCAACCGGAUCUCAGUGGAAAGAAGAGGCUAAUUUCUCGUCAGGGAAACGAGCCGUUGCGCGUUUCAGCUCCAUUUUCAAUGAGAAGACAGGCAACGAUUGGUAUGAUCCCGAAAAAUGGGUUCCCAAGGCUAAUAAAUUCACAUUCCUUGAAACCGUACCAGAAGAGGGCCCCUUCGGCUUACUCCUGUUGAACCCCGACAGCAUCGGUGGCCUGAAUUUUGACCCACGCGAGAUGCCCCUAGGGAGGCUCAGCAAGAAUCAAAUACUAUUAGGCCUGAAAGCGCUCUUCGCGGUCGAGAUGGCCUACCAGACUAAGGUGCUCUACUGUGACGUAACUGAAGGUAACGAGUGUAACAGCAAUAGCUGGACGCGGUGGUGACGAUCACCGGACUGACACCAUACUUGACACCACCGGAAUUGGCUCCUGGCCUGCUACAGUGGCGACACAAGCAUAUACUUUGUCAUAGAAUGCUGCUCCAAAAUUAGUAAUUUCUACGAUCCAAUAGAAGUUUCUUCUUCUUAAUCCGAUUUUUCUGUAUAAAUUAUUUUUUAAGAUCGUAUACCGUGACUUAACUUUGCCGAAGUUAGACAACUAUCGCUUUUCGGCCCAUUUAUGCUAUAUCGGAGGUUAAAUGCACAGUAUAUUGUCACACUUCAGUGCAGGAAGGCAUCAAGAUGAAUUAACUCAAUGAAACAACCCAGUUGAAAUUUAGCGCAGGAUUUUUCGGUUUUGAAACUUUGCAGCCGAUUCGAACCGUAUGCCCGCCGGUUAACAGCCAAUCAAAACCUACAAUGCAGUAUAUUUGCAGAAAGCAUUGCAUGGUUAAAUAUGUAUGCUUCAAAACGAGAAGCGUAUUGACCAAACCUCUUCUGUGUCGAUUAACCUUCCUUGCAUUGGCGGUGGGCACGACUUGCAUUUACAACAACUAACUCAGUGUAAAAAAUUCUAUCAGUCUCGAGCAAUUGUACGGAAGCUCGCCAGCCCUCAUUCCAUCAUAGUGAAUAACGUUAUCAAACUCUGUUCAAUGCUAUAUAAAAUAUUUAAUUGUAAAAUUUUUACAGGAUAUAUAAUUUUAAAAUUGCAUUAUAAGUAAUGAUCAUGUUCACAAUUUGAAUUGUGACAACUAGCACGUAGCUAAUUGCUCCUGAACUAUAAUUUGGCUGCCCGAUAAGUUGACUUGUCGAGCAAAAACAAUUAUAAAGUCUGGAAGCGCAAUUUUUCAGGUCUCGUUGAUUUGCUAUUAUUAACACGUUGGUAAGGUUCAUAGAAAUUGUACUUUUUAGUUUAUGUAUCCUCCAACUUACUGCUGAAUGGAAACUCUUCAGUUAUUUUUGUUUAGAUUUGAAAAUGCUUCGUUCUAACUCAUUUAAUUCCCGUAACCAACAUUUUAUACAUAGGGCACUUGUUCAAAUACGAAAACAAAUCUACACGUGACGUUAUCAUGGUAAUACUAAAAUUAGUUGAUAACCUCGUUGCAAUAAGACUCUUGAAAUUUAUCGUUUAGCGUUUUGAUUCACCUGUGACGUGACCUCGUUUAGAUGCGCUCUGUAUUUCGUCAUUGUAUGGGAAUCCCACCACAGAGGUGCGUGUAGGUAUUAUGUCUAGUUAUUCAUGUGAUAAUCAUGUAUACAUAUAUCCACUGGUUUAUAGAGGUGACUAUGAAUAUCGUUACAUGUAUUAAUCUGUUACUUAUUUUUGCCAAGUAUGCAUUAUAUUUUGAUUUGUUAGUAUCCAUAAUUUGUUUAUUCAUGCAUUUUCAGAAAGGCUCCGAAACUUGAGGCCGCAAUUAGUAGAAGUGCUAAGGAAAUACACGGUUUAUUCAUUUGUAUUCUCGUAU